Molecule: messenger RNA, 5116 nt
Organism: Menidia menidia (Atlantic silverside)
Lineage: Eukaryota; Metazoa; Chordata; Actinopteri; Atheriniformes; Atherinopsidae
Source: the annotation of a GenBank genome assembly
UCCUUCAUCAACGUGGGAGACACGAAAAUGUGAAGUUGUUUUGAACCCGUGUGGAAUUUGUGACACUAAGAUACGUUCGCCCCUUUACUUUGCUUUAUUUACCUAUUCGUGUGGAUUUGAUGGACUUUGCCUUUCUGCCAUGAUGCCAGGACACAAUCAGUCCAAAACGGCGGCAAUUGCCGCGGAAGCGACGAUUGGAAACUGUCAGAACUGCUCUGUUUUGCACCAGAGUCUGGCUGAAUACGUCUCGUCAUUUCUGGCACUGAAACAGAAGAUAACGGUUUCAGAUGACACAGUCAGGCUUCAGGAACAGGUGGAAGAGCUCCAGAUCUCUGUGGUUACCCUGGAGAAAAAGACAGCAGAUUAUGAAGCUUUGCAGGCAGAACUGGAAGAAAAGAAGAGUGCUGUGAAGGCUUAUGAGCAGCUGUCCGAGGAGAUGAAAAAACUUAAGCAGGAGAACAGCCUAAGGGCCACAGAAAAUCAAAAGCUUGAAGACCAGCUGAAGUCUGUAAAAGACUUGACAGAAACGCAGUCAUUUGAAAAGGCAAAGCUGAAAAGAGAAAAGGCUGCUCUUGAAAAUGAUUUGCUUCAAGCUCAAGCGUUGAUGAAAAGAUCCCAGGCACAAGCAGAAAAGGCUGAAAAAUUGAUGGAGGAGAAAGCUGCAAUGACAAGCCAGAAGGACAGUCUUGAAAAUAAAGUUCAACUACUCAAAGACUCAAUUAACAAACAGAACCAUCAAAUAUCACAACUGACCAGAGAAAAGUUCCUGUUGGAGGGAAAUAUUGCCGACCUUCAGGAGAGACUGAUCAAACUGGAAAGAGAUAGAUGCAAAGACUAUAAGAGUGCAACAAGUCAAACAACUGUUCCUGUAGAGCCAAAAGUGGACAAAGAAAGGGUCCGGGUGUUACUGCAGAAUUUGUGGGCGUGUUUGGAUCCUGAGCAGGAGCGGUCUGCAGACCAGCUGCUCUCCACAGAGAGUAAUCACCAUCCAGCUCCACCCUCCUCGCUGCCAAACAAACAGCCUGAUCUAAUCGCAAAGUGCUCGUCAGCGUCGCACAAGAUCAGCGACUCUCACAGAGACUCUCACAGAGACUCUCACAGUGACCACGUGCAGAUGAAAGCAGUUUGCUCACAGUUAAAACGCAGCCCUCGAGCACCGGGUGCCCUAAAGCUCGAAACAUCCCCCCAGCGCUUUAAGGCUAAGAGUCCGGCAAAAACUCCCAAAAAGAGCAAGCGAUCGUCCAAUGAACAAAAACCUGAGGAGCCACUUCCUGAUAAGGGCAGCUGUGAAAUAUCUCUGAGUGAUAUAAUGAAGAUGUUCCAGCCAUUGCCUCCCUGCCUGUCUCCAAUGUCAGAGUCGGACACCAACAUUGAGCCAAUGGAGUCAGCGGAUGAUGGAAUAAGCAAGGACCGACCUGAAACACCUGACGGCUCUGCUCCUCUUAAAGAAGAAGACUCCUCAAAUGGCACAGGAUUGAAAUCAAGCCACAGCGGUCUAGAAUCUUCUGCACCACAGACAGAAGAGAACAUGGAUUUACAAGAUGUCAAAACUGGAAAUCAGUUUCUUUUAUAUGGUAAAGACUUGAGCCAAAAUGAAUCGAGUGGUCCUGCUCAAAUAAGUGACGAAACCUGUGAUAAAGACGGUGGAAUUUGCCCUGAAGACAUGGAGCCCAUGGAGGAGGCCCCACCAUCUUCAUCAAACAGUGCGGUUUUAGCUGAAGUUGUCUCCUUAAGUGCUGAAAGUCUGAACCCUUUGCAUUCUGUGAAUCCCAGCAGCGAAUGUGCUCACAGCGCCUCGGAGGUUAAACCCGCUUUAAAUUCACAAAAUGAUGAUUCCAUCACUGUCACAAAGAUGGACGUAGACUCCAGCAUAAGGGAGGUUUUGGGUGCCAUGGCUGACGAUCCUCAAUGCGGAGAAUCACUCCUGAAAGGUGAUGCAACUGUCAGCACUGAAAACGAAAAACAAGUGGAUCCUGUUUCUCAACCUGCAAAAGAAACAGUGGCUACAGAAAACGGUAAAGAAAUUGAAAAAGACCCUCUGAACUCCUUCAAGGGCAGUCAAGAAACCACGUCGCUUAAGCUCGGGGAGCCUUCGGGCUCUCCCGUCAGAGACUCAGAAAUGCCAGAGUGCGCUCCAUCAGUCACGGGUGAUGGCAUGGUCAGCGUCUCACAUAAGAGCCCCGGACAGAGGUCAGAAACCGAUGCAGCCCGCCCGCGCUGUGGGGCCAAAGAUAGCAGUGCGGCACACACACUUAAGGAAGUUACAGCUUCACCCUCUGAGUCAAAUGCUGGAAGUAAAUCUCUGUCUGCUGUGAUGAAGAGGGAAGACGAGGAGCCCCAUUCUGACAAGGGCUGCGUCGAAGCUAAUUCUAAAACUCCGACAAAAGCCGACGUUGACGCAGAGACAACAGGCAGCGAAGUGAUGGCGGGCGGUGCGCCCUCAUUGUCUCGCUCCCCUGGAACAGCCAGCGUGGGCUGUAAAUCUUUAGAGAAAAACACACCUUCUGUUUGCAGGGAGUUGAGUCCUACAUGUCUGUCGCCCUCGGCCGAAGGCACUCCAGCAGAAACCGGGGAGCCGCCUGUAGAUGAUGAGACAGAACUGAGCGCAACAAUCGGAGAACAUCCUGAACCGCACACGGGCAGCGAUGACACCAGUGAAAGGGCUUCUGUCAGAGGGCUGCCUCCUGACCACACAUAUGCAGGAAGCUCUGUGCCAGCUAGUCAGAAUGCCGCUGCCGCAGAAGGACUAAAAACCUUUACGGAGUUUGGAGAAGGUGGCACGGUGGCACACCCGGCUGCAACUAAGACCUCGGAGAACAUCGGCCAUGUGCGCUCUGAAAUGGGUCCUCCACUUCCUCCUGUUCUCACUCCGCUGAGCAGCCCCCCAAAGGCAGGAAAGUCAAUCAACCCAAGACACGCUAUUGGAAAGCUGUCCUUUCCCUCCCCUCUGGAUGGGGUAGCUUCCCCUUCCACUCCCGUGCACACACACUUAACACCCAACAGCCAGCCACUGUGUUCCUCAUCUCUGGACAGUCCGGUGCCUUCGAGUGGAGUCCCCUCAUCGCCUCUACAGUUCGGGUCUGCCACCCCGAAACACGCCGUGCCCGUCCCAGGCCGCCUGCCUGCGGCCAAGAAUUCUUCCCCAUCAUCUUCCACCAGCCCAUCUCAGGAAAACUCCAUGAGAAUGCUUGACACCAUGUAUCCAGAACUUUCUGCCCGUGCCCGGACUUUGAGCAUUCUCAGGGGCAAUGUCAGUCUGGGCAUCGGCUCCUCGGAGAGCGGAGCGUUAUCCACAGCAGCAGACAACCAGAUGUCUGGCUUUAAGACUAUCAGCUCCACUUCAACCGCUUUUACAAAGACUGAGAUGAGGGGGAAUAAAAGGCCGGCCAUCAGCUCGCCUCAGCCCACAGGCCGCAAAAGUUUGAGGCUUGACAGCGAUUCUCCUGCCGUUUCUUCCAAGGAGGUCCCUGCCCUCUCCUCAAACAGCGGAGACGAGGCCACGUCACCCCAGAGGGUUGAACCGCUCAAGAGUCCAACAUCUGGAGAACCAGCUGAGCCAAAUCUUAUUGCUGAUUGUUUGAUGAAAAUUAGGAACAUGUGCUUUGAUCUGCUGCCCGUUCUCCAGAGCUGCCUUUACGUUGGUAACAUGCCCAAAGGACCCGUGCUGAGAGAUGAAGAGAAGGAGGUCAUCUCUGAGAUCUGUCAGUGUAACUCGCUUGAAGAGGAUGACAUGAUUUCAGCCAUCGCGACCAAACUGAAGACGGAAAAAGAUGUCCUCAGCCCAAACUACACGCAGGCCCUCUGCAGAGUGUACACAGGGAUCUGUCGACAGAGGAGACACUACGAGAAGGCUCGCAUCCUGGCCUACAGCAUUCUCCUGGAAGAUUUCCCAGAGUCUGCAAAGCUGGUUUUGUUUAUGGUGACAACAUGGCCCAGUUUCCUCUCACACAGUGGUUCUUUGUGCCAGGCCAUUCGUGCCAUCACCAAACUAAAGGCAGAAGAAGGACUUCACCACUGCUUUUCCAAAUUCUUUGGCUGGGAAAAGAAUCCUCCCUGUGACAUUGAUCAGCUGAUUACUCAAGCACUGUCUGAGUUUCGGUCAGGGUCGAAUAAGUCCUUCAUCAAACACAGUCACUAUGGAGAGGACCUCCCAACUGAAGCGUGGGACUGUAUCUUCACAUUACGCCUCCUGUGCUCACACAAGAAGUGGAAGUGGACCUAUGAGAAUGUCGUUGGAAAGGAGUUGUGGCCAUUAAUGAAUGAUUGGGUCACACAGCCAAGAGAUCAACAAGAACCAGUCUCUGACAUGACCGUUGCCUCUGUAAUCCGUCUCACAGGAUGUCUGGGUCAGCUGGGCCUUCAGGAAAAAUGUGUUCCUUCGGUGGUCACUGUUGCCAGUGUCAUGAACACAUUUGGGAGGCAUGGACAGACUCAAGGUGUACCAUGGGAGGUCCAGUUAGCAGCUGUGUACUGCAUCUACGACCUGUCUCCCUGCAAUCCCAAACAAGCCUUAGAAGCACUGGCAGAAUGGAGAAGAGAAACAACUCGAAGUGUGCCUCCUGCUGUAACUAGUUGCAUGACCCAGUUAGGAUCCAUUUGCAGACAAGUCAAAAGAUAAAAAUGUAUGAAUUUAAAUUUCACUCUAACUAUUUUAAAGACAGAACUAAUACCUCCGUAUGCACUCUGACAUGUUUUGCAAAUAGCUGCAAACUGUUACAGAAAUGUUUGUGCUCUGUGUAUCGCAGGACUUCUUAGUUUGAACUAGAUUGGUAGAGAUUCAUUUCCGAUUUCCCUUAAAUGUAUGCCUUUUGUGGUUUUUAGAUGCACUUUCACAUCGUACAUUUUUGUUUUCCCAUUUCCUGUUGCACAUUUGAUUUUUAAUAUUAUGAUGCCAAUGAGUUUGUAAAAAAUGGACUUAAAAAACUCCAUGCCUUUCUCCUGUACUCAGGUAAAACUGUAAGAUAUGUAAAACAUGUACAUGACUGUAAAGGUUAGGUGUGAAGCUGAUGUAAAUAUGUCAGUGUUUUGUUCCUGUAAUGUAAGAUUGUCAGCGUUUUGUACAGUUCUUUUAAAAUAAUUUUAUUUUUUUCCCUAAUUAAAAUGCACGUGUAUUGAU